UCGGAGAUGUUUGACCCUUUAUCUGCGGAGCGGACAGCGCGCGAUACCGCCGCACUCUGCUGCCGACACACGCGCGAGCUUGCGACAUGUGGCGGCUGUGUGCGGUGUUACUGGUGGCUGCGCACGCGCAGGCCUGCGAGCUGAAGCCGCGCGAGCCCGCGAGGCCCAAGUCCCCGGGAGACAACUUCUACAGACUCAUCGUCAACGGAGAAGUGGAGCGGUAUGCACCCGGAGAGAGAUACGUGGUGACGUUGGUGGGGUCCCGCACCCACGACGUGGUGCAGCAGUUCACGAGGUUCCAGCUGAAGCUGGACCCCCUGGACCCCGCGGCACUGCGCGCCCCCAGCAAGCAGGGACAGUUCCAACUGUUCGCCGACACACUUACCAAGUUCGACGAGGAGUGCACCAACUCCGUCAUUGAGUCUGAUGACCUGCCUAAGACUGAAGUGCAGGUCAUGUGGAAGGCGCCCCCUACUGGUUCCGGCUGUGUGUUGCUCAAGGCGAUGGUGUACGAGAACGCGAGUCGUUGGUUCGCGGAGGACGGCCAGCUGACCAGGCGCGUCUGUGAGGACACCUCGCUGCAGUCCAGCGACUGCUGCGCCUGCGACGAUGCCAAGUACAGGAUGGUAUUCGAAGGGCUAUGGUCCCCACAGACGCACCCCAAGGACUUCCCGGUGCAAGCAAUGUGGCUGACGCACUUCUCUGACGUCAUCGGCGCCACGCACCCCAAGAACUUUAAGUUCUGGGGAGAAGGGGAGAUCGCUACUGAUGGAUUCAGGUCAUUGGCGGAGUGGGGUUCAGUAGGUUUGCUGGAGGCGGAGCUCCGUCAACAAGGCUCGAAGCUACGCUCCAUAGUGAAGGCGCAGGGUCUGUGGCACCCACGUGUCAACUCCAACACUAGCGCGGCAUUCACCACGGAUAGGAAGAGGCCGUUCCUCUCGCUUGCUUCCAUGUUCGGCCCAUCUCCCGACUGGGUGGUUGGCGUGAGCGGUCUGAACCUGUGCCAGAAGGACUGCACCUGGGCGGAGUCCAAGGUCGUGGACCUGUUCCCUUACGACGCUGGUACCGACAAUGGCAUCUCGUACAUGUUCUUCAUCACCAGAGGAGACAACGGGGUCCCUGAAGACUCCGACAACAACGCGACCCCCAUCGAGGCCAACGAAGGUAUCUGUGAGACCUCCGAGUGGGGCCCGUGGAGCGAGUGCUCCGUCACCUGCGGGGUCGGGGUCAGUACAAGGCGGAGACACUUCCUCAACCACAUGGGCAUCAAGAAGUGCCCUCUAGUGGCCACCGAGGAGAACCGCAAGUGCAUGGAGCCGCAGUGCACGGAGGAGGAGCGCGAGGUGUCGGACCCGUCGUGCCCCACGACGGCGUGGGCGGCGUGGUCGCCGUGCUCGGCGUCGUGCGGCCGCGGCGUGCGCUUCCGCAUGCGUCUGUUGCUGGUGCCGGCCGCCCGCCAGCAGGACUGCUCCGCCCGGGUCGAGCUCAUGCAGCAACGACCCUGCCAGGAGAGGGAGAGCUGCGCCAUCGAUAUGAUGACAGCUAAACGUAUCUGUAUGGAGGCGGCGGACCCCGGGCCGUGCCGCGGUCUGUACCAGCGCUGGACGUUCAUGGCACAGAAGGGCAUGUGUGUGCCCUUCGCGUACGGAGGAUGUCGCGGGAACCAGAACAACUUCAUCACGCAGGAGGACUGCACCAACACAUGCAGCGUCAUACUAGGAGGAGGCGGCCCACCAGCAGGGCUCCCACUAGGCCCACUGCCGGGCCCCACGCUCAACAACGCCGUGCCAACGUCCAAUAACGUUAAUGGACCAUCUCUAGCUCAAGCCGGAGACUGCCAGGUGAGCCCGUGGGGUGAGUGGAGCAAGUGCUCGGUCUCCUGCGGCACCGGCUACCAGGAGCGCACCAGGACUGUGCUGGUGCAGCCGGGUCCGGGAGGCGCAGCGUGUCCGCGCGCCAUGGCUAGACGCAGGCGCUGCUACAGAAAGUGUUAACUUCUUACUAUGAUAUAAUAAACUAAUUUACUAUUACUAACAGGGCUCGUAUGUACGCAUCACUCAAAAUCACCCAACAUCUAGGAAUAAGAUAGAGAAACCUAUGUUGAAGAUAGUUUCAGAGAAGAUAUCGCAAUAAGAUCACCUUGUCUAGUAGAAAUCUAGAAAUCCGUAGGCUGUCAGUGUACACGAGCCUCAAAUCUAUUUACUUAAAAUAAUGCAUUUCCCGGCAUUUAACUUUGUAUACGUUUUGUAUUGAACACACCAAAGCCUAGUAAAUAAACGAAUGCUUGCAAGAA
Spodoptera litura is the source of this 2293-nucleotide messenger RNA. Lineage: Eukaryota; Metazoa; Arthropoda; Insecta; Lepidoptera; Noctuidae. The record is from RefSeq and is a predicted model, not a curated record.